Molecule: messenger RNA, 323 nt
Organism: Amoebophrya sp. A25
Lineage: Eukaryota; Dinophyceae; Syndiniales; Amoebophryaceae
Source: the annotation of a GenBank genome assembly
AAUCGUUGCGCCAGUCAUGAGCGGUUGCGGUGCUAGCAUCGGCAUAGCUGCUUUGGGUGGUGCUCCUGGCUCCGGCGUUUUGCACCAGUUACCAUCUCACCAAAGACCGCACGAUCCUGGCACGAGCUCUUCGGGAGUGCAUUUCCAUCACCCGCAUCAGGCAAGAGGUGUGGCGGGAAAGGCUACGGGGAUGCAUGGCACCGAAGGGCAAAUAACUGCAACUGGCGGGAAGGGCUACCAACCCCACCACGCUAAGGCAGAUUCUGUCUACACAUCAGGAGCAGGCCACUACGUACCUUACGUAGAUGAGCGAGCAGUAAGAG